GGAGGAGUCGUUGUGCAGACUUCGGUCGGCGAGUUUGUAUCCCCAUUUCUCUCCCUGAACGUUUUGCCUCAGGAGGAGGAAGGCAGCUUCGGAAAGCCGGGGGACGUCGAGGACAACGAUCCGCAAACCAAUACGCCUUAUUCCUUUCCUGAAAAUCAGUUCCAGAAAAACGACAUUGUGUUGCUGCGCGUGGUCAGAAAUUGUAUGGUCGAGGAAAGUACAGAGGGGCCUCUUGUCCCCAGGACGCCAGCACCACUUACAAAUUCGCCUUGCAGGAGCCCCUCUGCGUCAUCAUCAAGGAGUGCUGGGACCACAACCAACAGCAUGUGCAUAAAUGUUUUAGCACGCGUACUGCGGAAAGAAAAUGCAACAUCAGGAGGGAUUUCAGGUACAGUAAAUGCUGAUCGAGGGGUCGCCGUGUCCAGGAACAAGUCUGCACACGUCGCAGGUGGUGUCAACAUGUUGCCACAGAACAUCAGAACCGGUAGGCUCUACGUGCAGUUGCUAGAUGAAUCUUCUUCGCACCAAGACCACGUUCUUCUGAAAGGUCACAGAAGCCGAGAUAAUACGGAAGUUUUACAUGAGCACAGAACCCCCGGAUUACAACUACAACUCCCGGUAGAAGAAGCAAAUAGUUCUUUAUCCCUCGACCAGAUAUUAUCCUCCGCUGCUGCACAGGGAGAUGAAAUUAGCGACGAGGAGGAGGAGGAUCGAAUAUCGCUUUUCGGCAGCUCGUGCUUUUCCGACACAGCAGUAGACACGCAAAAAAUUAGAAUACAACAUACCCCAUCAAAAGGUACUACCGUAAGAGUCGAGGUCCACCCUCUUUCGUCGGAAACCACGGCCGCGCGACAGGUGGCUGCGCUGCGCGCCGCGUGUUUGAACGUGCAAAGCUACAAGCGAAUGACACUGGAAAUGAGUUGCGUAGGUUGGGGAGGGGGCUCGUCCGGUGGGGGUUCAGCAGGUGUAGGACCAGGAGUUGCGGAGCACGAUAAAUGCAGUGCGGGAGCUUUACUUUCGUCGUCCAGGAAUACGAGGGCUACACUCCCGUUCGCGGAACAGCAAAAUUUGAUGCAACUCCAAUACGAUCGCCGGUUUUUGCACGAGGUAAUGUUCUUGCGUCAAAGCAAUAACUACAGUGUAUCAGAGGAACACAGUGCGCCUGAUGGUUCAUUAAGAACUCCUGCUGCCGGGACGGGGACCACAGGGAAUAAAGACGAAGAAGCAAAUGCAAAAAAUAAAGCCUGCGGAGGUCGUUUCUCACCGCACUUGAAGACGUCGUCUCGCAAGCCAGACCGGUCAUCAAGUUGUAGGGUGCGAAAGGUGUUUGGACCGCCCGGAACGGGAAAAACCUGGACAGCGUGCACGACUGUGCAGGAAUGGAAAAAUCAAGAUCUUCAAGAAGGAUUCGGACAAAACCUACAACCGGAUAACAUAGACCACUACCAAGUAUCGCCUGCCGGCGAAAGAGGACACCAGCAGAGAAACAACAAGAAGAUUCUGUGCGUCGCCGACAGCAACGUUGCGGCCGACAACUUUUACCACCACUUGCGAACCCAUCACAACAUCGGGGCAUUGCGGUUUCGCUCCAUCAACUCGGCGCCGGAAGAACUACAGCAAGCGGUUUUGGUUUUACCUGACAAGAAGCACAAGGGUGCAUCCCAGGCGAGUUCCACGAUGCGACUCAGCUCCUUUCCUCGCAAAAUAAAUGCAAAAAAUAAGUCCUACGCCCAGAAGCUGCAGGAGUGGCGGAAUGAAAUCGAAAACGUCCAGGUCAUUGUGACCACUUGCUGCGGAGUCGGACACCCGGUUUUUGCAAAUGUGUCUUUUCCGCGUGUGAUCAUCGACGAAGCCACGCAGUUAUCCUGUGCAAAAGUAUCGUACUCGUAGUAAUUGCAUUUAUGCAUUACAAAUCUCGUUCUCAAGGUAAAUCAGCAUUACAAAUCAAAUUUGUAAUGCUGGGCUGAUUUGUAAUGCAAUUUAUACUAGUACGAUACUUUUGCAGUUCAUAGCAGUCCACGGAGCUGUCCACCCUGAUUGCGCUGGGUAGAAAUUGCAACGAUCUGGUUCUGAUCGGAGACCCGAUGCAGUUGCCACCGACCGUCUUGCUGCAAGAAAAUGUCGUUGUUUCUGAGCAGCUGCAGCCAGCUUCGCCGCGCAGAGGAGGGGCAGGAGUUGUAUCCGACAGACUUAGCCUCGCGACGACUCUUUUCGACAGACUUGUGGCGGUAGAACAUGAACGACCGGCCGGGUCUACUAGAAGUAGUAGUGCCCGUUCUGGAGAAAUAGAUUUUUCCUCCGCUGGUUGUAAUGAUACUGCGCCGCGAGGACCUUCUGUUGAAGUGACGGAACUAGUGACGCAGAGACGCAUGCACCCGGACAUCCUGAAGUUUCCAAACCAGUGCUUCUACGGAGGAAGCCUGAGGUCAGCUGAAGAUGUUGAUGACAAGGGUAGUUGUAAUCCUGAUGUGCUAGGAGCAACAAGCAGCUGCUGCCAGGACGAACUUUUAGAGCCUCAGGAUGUUGACGAGCCUCAGGAUACUAGUAGCACAAGUGAGAAUAAAACGGCGCAAGUGCUGGCGCUUCCGACAACCACGUCGUGUAGUUCAUCUUCCAUCAGCGACGCGGACGACUGCAAAAUGUACUGCGACAUGAAAGAACCGCCUUUGAAGAUGAAACGAGGUGACCUACCUGAUGAAACGACAUCAAGAACGACCGGCACGUUUUUACAACGACCUGAGGUGCAAGAGCAAUCUCUUAUUAACCGUGUGGCCUUUGUGGACUCCUGCUCUUCGUGUGAAAAAUUUUUUUCUCGAAAGGACAUCAACGGCGACACCGGCAGCGAUAAUGUAGUUGAGACUACAACUUUUGGUUUUAUUGCUUCUCGGAAAAGCGAGCGCAAAAAACUACAAAAAGCCGACCCUGACUGCAAAGAGACGGAGGACGCGACGACGACCUUGUUCCAAGAAUCCGUCGACCUCUAUGGCGUUCUCAACUGUUACAUUCUCAACUGUUACACGGAUUUGCCAUGCAAAACUACCUAAAACCUCCAGAUGAUCCAGCGGCCACGCAUGACAAACCUCCGAAGGGCUAAACAGGAACUAAAUCUCUGCCAAAUCUGUGAUGCGAAAGCAGCAAUCUUGCCUCUUCGGUUGUUGCUGUUCUUGCAUGACAAAUUUCAUGUAACAGUUGAGAAUGUAACGUUUGAGAACGCCAUAACCUCCACACAGGCAGUAAGAAAAACCAAGGCGAAGCACGGAUAGUCGUGCAAUACGCCAGACUGUUGGUGGAGAGAAUGGACGAACUUGGACUUGUUACAGCGGUUGCUGGUAGAAUCGCGAUUCUCACCCCUUACGUAGCACAGCAGCAGUUGAUUCAAGGUCUCCUGCUGCGUGAAGAGCAAGAAGCUGCAGAAGAAGUACCGAAAAACAAGAAAACGAAGAUCUCGUCAAAAAUCACCUGCUCCACCAUCGACGGCUUUCAGGGCUCGGAAGCAGACAUCGUCUUGCUUUCUCUCGUGCGUACGAAAAGAUUGGGAUUUCUGACGGACAUAUCGCAAGAAAAAACUGUUUCACUGUGAACUUGUGAUGCAGAGAACGAAGCACCAAGGUGUUCGUCUUGCUACACCUGCAUAGAACAUUGGAGUUUCAAGCGUGUUUUAUUCCCUUCGGAAGCGCGCAUGGCAAGUUUUCCGCGUCAUGUGUAGCAAACUUGUGAUGCAGAUAUUGCAAAAUCAUCACAGUGAAACAGUUUUUUCGUGGGAUAGGACAAAAGAAGGAUGAACGUGGCUCUGACAAGGGCGAAGGAGAUGGUGGUCGUGUUUGGGAACAGAGCAUUGUUGAUGGGGAAGAAUGAAGACACUGUGCGCGGUUGCGUGGUGGAACAAGAGUCUGACAACGGUGAAGCCGAAGAAAAAGAAGCUACGAGCAGCUGCACCUCGGCCUCCACUACGGCGCCGUGGCGAGAGUGGGUUGCUCAGUAUGGCGACUGCCGGCCGCCGUUCUUGCAGGAUUAGUAGCUACGAGUUGCAUGCAACGUUCCACAAAAAUAUUUUCAACAGGUUGAUAAAUUGAUAAACAUGAGCGUGGUCGUUUCUGUGCUUUUUGUUUUCGACUUUUAAGUAGGCCAGCACAGAGAUGUAAACUUCGAGGAAUAUUUCGGAUGCGUGGCUCUAUUGGUAAUUCUGAAAACCAAGAACCUGUAUGAUAAUGAUUCGAGUAGGACGACCAACACAAUGAAUGGAGGUUGUAAAUCAAUAAACGUAGUAGAGCUUCUAAAUGAAUAAAACAGAAU
This is a messenger RNA of Amoebophrya sp. A120, 4293 nucleotides long. NCBI's taxonomy places the organism in Eukaryota, Dinophyceae, Syndiniales, Amoebophryaceae. The record is from the annotation of a GenBank genome assembly.